Molecule: messenger RNA, 675 nt
Organism: Drosophila rhopaloa
Lineage: Eukaryota; Metazoa; Arthropoda; Insecta; Diptera; Drosophilidae
Product: gram-negative bacteria-binding protein 3
Exons: 1
Coding region: 35-409 (124 amino acids)
Molecular function (GO): carbohydrate binding
Source: RefSeq, a predicted model, not a curated record
UCCAAUACCGCAACACGAUCCGUUCCGUUCCGAGAUGAGUCGACUUCCGCUGUGUCUGGUCCUCCUGGUGCUGGCGAUUUGCACCAGCCACGCCUACAAGGCACCUGAUGCUCAGGUGCGGGUGUUCUAUCCCAAGGGAUUCGAGGUCUCCAUUCCGGAUGCGCCGGGUAUUUCGCUGUUCGCCUUCCACGGCAAACUAAACGAGGAGUUUGACGGACUGGAGGCGGGGCAAUGGGCACGGGACAUCCCAAGUGCCAAGAAGGGACGAUGGACGUUCCGGGAUCGCGAGACCAAGCUAAACCCAGGUGAAACCCUGUAUUUCUGGACCUACGUGAUAUACAAUGGCCUAGGCUAUCGCCAGGAUGAUGGGGUACAUGUGGUAACCAGCUACGACAAUCAAAACCAAUAAAGUACAUUUUCAAACAACGAAAAAAUACAACCUUUACAUCGAGCUUAAAGCUCAUAUACCAUCUUUGUUUUUAGAGUUCACUUUUGAAUUCGAAGCCUCUCUCUUCGCUUCCAGCUGAUUGCUAAUCUUUUCUUCGGUACACCAACAAAAAAAUUAUACGGAUUUAAAAACUUGAUUUUAAAAUUUAUGUGUUUCAUAAUGUUUUUGUAACACAGUAUGUAACAGGUAAAAAAUGUGAUUUCGAUAAUAAAAUAUUGUUAGCAAAA